Messenger RNA from Chilo suppressalis (striped riceborer), 459 nucleotides. The record is from the annotation of a GenBank genome assembly. Lineage: Eukaryota; Metazoa; Arthropoda; Insecta; Lepidoptera; Crambidae.
AUGGUUGAAGUUGUAGAUGCACUCGUAUUUCUUCACCUCGUUGAUCAAUUGUUCCCUCAAAUUGGUUUCUAACAUGGCUGCAAAGCCUUCAGAUGCAAGCAGCGCGAGUUCUGCGUGAGCGCAGACUUGAUGUGCGACGGUGUAGACCACUGCGCCGACGGCUCCGAUGAAGACACUGCCACACUCUGUCCCGAGAGCGGUGGCGCCGGCGUAGGCAGCACGUGGGUGCUGGCUGGCGCGGGCGGUGCACUGCUUCUGGCACUGCUGGCGGCGAACGCUAAACAUGAUAGUGUUGGUUGCGUCAUCGCUCAGUUGGCAGCCCUGGCUCGUCCAGGCGGCCCGGUCGGGCCCGCAGGGCGGGGGCCCCGUACCUGCCCCCCCCCCAGUCGCACGCGCCGGCUCAACAAUGGCGGCGGUCUAUCCGAACGUAAUCUAUGUAUGUACUACUACCUGAUUUAG